UGAAGGCCACUGAGAAAGUGGGUCUGUUAUAAACAACAGAGGCUGUUUCAAGAACAACAUAAUGGAGCCAGAACAAACCAGAUGAGAAAUAAAAAGAGUGCAGAGAUUAUAAAACAAAAACAACAACAAGUUUAUGCACAAAUAUUUCAGGAUGAAUUUGUUGAGUACUUGCAAAGUAAAGGUAGCCGUCCACAAGAUCAUAGAAACCUUUCAGCCUCUCCUUCUCGAAUACAGAGAUUAAAAAGCAAUCAACCAUCUAAUCAUGACAGAGAAAAGCAUAGUCACGGGUCAUUCAAGAAGAAUGAUUCAAAGACAGUGGAAAGAAGCUACGGCUUAAAUCAAGCUCAGAAAUCUCAUUCAAAUAAUAUAUCAGGAACUAUGCACCAAAAAGACUCGAGAAACGAACAACAUGAACCUGACAAGACUUCUGUUCCUGACAUGUCUGCCCCGUCCUGGGUCCAUUUCACUCUAGACAGAAAAGCUUUGAUGAGCUGUUUUGAUUUCUAAAUCCCACAGGGAUAAUAAGAUUUAAUCCUAGCACUUGGAGAUUUUAAUGAAAUGUAUUAUUUCAGUUGGUUUACAUGAAUUUUGAUGUAAUUGGGCAGGACUGCUGAAUGGUAAUUAGAACUUUUGACGAGUUAUGAAGUUGUGAUGAAGAUUUAGAAAAUGCCUUUCUUCUGCUGUUGAAAUCUGAUAAAAACAAGAUAAAGUCAUAAAGUGUUACUAGAAGUAAUUUUUAUAUUUAGUCUUCUAACAAAAAAAA
Molecule: messenger RNA, 763 nt
Organism: Limulus polyphemus (Atlantic horseshoe crab)
Lineage: Eukaryota; Metazoa; Arthropoda; Merostomata; Xiphosura; Limulidae
Exons: 4
Coding region: 82-507 (141 amino acids)
Source: RefSeq, a predicted model, not a curated record